AUUGAGAGGAAAAAAUAAAAAAAAUAAAAAAUAAAACUACAACCAGUAUGCUUGCUCAUCUGGGAUAAAACCGUUAAUAUUUGAAAAAUACAUAUAAAAAAGUUGGAUAUACACAAACAUUCUCAACUAAUUUGAAUAAAAUAAGCUGUAUUAGUAUCCGCGUGCUCGAUCACGCAUCACUUUCUUCGAGUCCACUUCCAUGGCAGAUCGGAAUCUAAACUUCAACGCCGCCGCCCAUUUUGUUGAUCUUCGAAGCGGUUUCUGUCCUCAGACGAGGAUUUUCCACAGCCUCCGACCACCGCUCUCACUUCCACCAUUAUCUCAGCCUCUCUCCGUCGCCGAACACGCCCUUUCUCUCCUUCAAUCUUCCCCUCCCCCAGCAAACUCCACCCUUCUCAUCGACUCCAACUCCGGCCUCCAUCUCUCCUACGCCAUUUUCCUCCGUCAAAUUCGAACCCUCGCCUCAAAUCUCAAAGCUCUAACCUCCCUCUCCCAUGGUCAAGUCGCGUUUAUUCUCGCACCGACUUCUCUGCAAGUCCCCGUGUUGUAUUUUGCUCUGUUAUCUCUCGGCGUCAUUCUCUCUCCGGCAAAUCCAACCAGUUCCAAAUCAGAAAUUUCUCAUCAGAUUCGACUCAGUAAACCGGUCAUUGCCUUCGCUACAUCCUCAACGGCGUCCAAACUCCCUGCACUUCGAUUCGGCACCGUCCUGAUCGAUUCACCUCAAUUCCUCUCUAUGAUGACCGAAAUCAACAGACCUGAUACUCUCGCCGACAUCAAAAUCGAUCAAUCCGACUCGGCGGCGAUUCUGUACUCGUCAGGUACAACAGGUCGAGUGAAAGGCGUGUUACUGAGUCAUCGGAACCUUAUUGCGGUGAACGCAGGGCCUAGUGCUCUUCAAUCGGAGAUCAACGAAGGAGAGAUGGAGCCACAUCCGGUUUCUCUGUGUUUGUUGCCUUUGUUCCAUGUUUUCGGAUUCGUGAUGUUGCUUCGAGAGAUUUCACGAGGAGAAACGUUGGUUCUGAUGCAGAGAUUCGAUUUCGAAGGGAUGCUUAACGCAGUGGAGAAGUUUAGGGUUACGUACAUCCCAGUUUCUCCGCCGCUAGUGGUGGCGAUGGCGAAAUCGGAACUGGUGGCGAAAUACGAUCUCAGUUCUCUUCAAAUGUUGGGGUGCGGCGGCGCUCCACUGGGGAAAGAAGUGAUUGAGAAAUUCCAUCAGAAGAUGCCUAGCGUUGAAAUUAUCCAGGGAUAUGGCUUGACAGAGAGUACAGCGGGGGCAGCAAGAACUCUGGGGCCUGAGGAAAGCAGCAACACUAAGUCAGUAGGUCGCCUAUCUGGAAGUAUAGAAGCCAAGAUAGUGGAUCCUGCAUCUGGCGAGGCAUUACCUCCUGACCAUAAAGGAGAGCUUUGGUUGCGAGGUCCAGUAAUCAUGAAAGGUUAUGUUGGAGAUGACAAGGCAACUAAUGAAACCUUGGAUCCAGAUGGAUGGCUAAAGACUGGUGAUCUUUGCUAUUUUGAUUCUGAUGGAUUCCUCUACAUUGUUGAUAGAUUAAAAGAAUUGAUCAAGUACAAGGCUUAUCAGGUCCCACCUGCAGAAUUGGAACAUUUGCUUCAAUCCAACCCUGAAAUUAUUGACGCUGCCGUGAUACCCUAUCCUGAUGAAGAAGCGGGAGAGAUUCCCAUGGCUUAUAUUGUUAGAAAGCCUGGAAGCAAUAUCACUGAAGCUCAAGUUAUUGAUUUCAUUGCAAAACAGGUUGCACCAUACAAGAAAAUUCGACGAGUUUCUUUUAUUGACGCAAUCACAAAAUCGCCUGCAGGGAAGAUUCUGAGAAGGGAGCUUGCAAAACAUGCUUUAUCUCAUGGUUCUAAUAAGUUGUAAGAACUGAAUGUUUCCAAUUUUCGUGAAAAUGCACAUAGUUUACUACCUCAUAAACUAAGCAGCUUAGUCCCAUAACGAAAUUGUUAUCAAACGAAUCAUAUUCUUUCUUGGCUACUACAGAAGCACUGCUGAAUGAUAGUUGUUUUAAUUUAAAGAACUCUGUUUGAUUCUGUAUGAACCAUCCUUUAUGGAAAUGAAUGAAAAGUAGAUGUAAAUAAUUUCUGUUGUA
This is a messenger RNA of Benincasa hispida (wax gourd), 2105 nucleotides long. Its product is annotated as 4-coumarate--CoA ligase-like 9. Gene Ontology annotation, molecular function: CoA-ligase activity. The record is from RefSeq and is a predicted model, not a curated record. NCBI's taxonomy places the organism in Eukaryota, Viridiplantae, Streptophyta, Magnoliopsida, Cucurbitales, Cucurbitaceae.